Molecule: messenger RNA, 4095 nt
Organism: Hyaloperonospora brassicae
Lineage: Eukaryota; Oomycota; Peronosporomycetes; Peronosporales; Peronosporaceae
Source: the annotation of a GenBank genome assembly
AUGAGCAUCUCGGGACCGCUGUACCGUCGCACGCCGCGACUGUUCAACCGCAGCAAGCCAGGGGAAUGGAGCUUGGUCUGGUGUGAGCUGUCGAUCGGUCGGGGCGAGCUGCUCGUGGCGCUGGACCCCAGCGGCCGCAGUCGCAUUGCGUUGAUUCCCGUCCAAGCGUGCGAACUCGCCCAUGUGCGGAGUGACGGACGCGAUUGUAUUGAGUUGACGAUCAGCCGGGGCAAAAAAGAAACGUUUUCGUCCCACGAGUCGAGUCACGAUGUCGAUUGGUGGAUGACGGCGUUGAUCACGGUGAAGAGGGACUUGCAGCGAGGCGUGACUCCUCAUAUUUCGCUGGUCACGCCACCAGCGUCAGGGCCUGCAUCAAGACCGAAACACAUGCGGCGUCCGUCGUCGCAAUUGAGUCUGAAUUUGAACUUGUCAGUCAAUGGAAGCACAUCGAGUGGAGUGGGACUAGCACGGCCGACAUUACGCCGUCGAAAACCGGCGCUGGCAACCUGCGAGACGCUGUUCGAACGCUUUACAAUCUACGAAACGCCAUCGAUGUACUUUGUAGUGUGCUCGGAUCGCCACUACUCACGUUUUCGGAUGAUUGAGCUCGACCGGACGAUCGAACAACCAAAAACUUUGGAGCAAGUGCUGAAGGAAGAUAAACGUCUGUAUGACUGGGAGCAGAUGGAAGCGAGGUUGCAAGCACUGGCCGAGCUUGCACGUAUUCAAGGCACUGGCAGUCUGGAGAGAGCGUUCACGGCCGUGGCGCUUGUCGGGUGCAUCCGCUUCUUGCGCGGCUACUACUUCAUCUUUGUCACACAAAGACGAAAGAUUGGCAACAUCGGAGGCAACUCGAUCUACGGCAUUUCAGCCACGCAACAACUGAAUGUCACUCGGUCUGGAGAAGACCAGACUGCGUGGACCCGACUCAACCGCUGGUUUAACCCGAGUCCAAAAGAGGAAGCAGAGGCGCGAUACCUUGGUCUUUUCCAUUUUCUGGAUCUCACUAAGGACUUUUACUUCAGCUACUCGUACGACGUUACGCACACAUUGCAGCACAACAUGACGACAGAACACUCGGAGCCAGCAGAAAUGUUUACGUGGAACUACUAUCUGACGCGGGAAUUGAGCAUUUGCUUGAAUGGAGGAGCUGCUGCUGAUCUGAUUAUACCGUUAGUCCUUGGCUGCUAUGAGCAGCGCAAAUGCUCGGUAUUCGGUCGUCUCGUUAGCAUCGUACUACUUGCUCGUCGAUCUCGCCACUUUGCCGGCACGCGCUACUUGAAACGUGGUGUAGCCGAUACCGGCAAAGUCGCGAAUGAUGUUGAGACGGAGCAGAUCAUUGAAGAUGAGAGUAUGGGCCCCGGAAAAUUCAGCUCAUUUGUACAGCAUCGUGGGUCGAUUCCUGUGUUUUGGUCACAAGAGACGUCUGCGACGCUACCAAAGCCACCCAUCGUGCUUAAUCGUGUCGAUCCAACAUACAACGCGACGCAAAAACACUUUGCCGACCUGUUCUCGAGAUAUGGUUCACCUGUCGUGGCUCUCAAUCUCGUGAAGCAGUCGGAAAAGAAGGAACGCGAAGUUAUCGUGGGCAACGAGUACAUGAACGCCGUAGAAUACCUCAACAGCUUCAUGCCGCCAAAACACCGCGUGCGAUAUGUAGCGUUGGAUUAUUCUCGUUUGUCUGGGCCUAAACAGAAAGGUCUGAACGUGCUGCAUUCACUGGAUAAGGUGGCGGUCUGGGCGCUCACGCAGACUGGAUUCUUCUGUAGUGCACCGAAGCGACAAAUUAGCCAGAACGGCAACAUGCGGACAGCUCAGGCGUUUUGCCCGAGCUCGCCUGCCGAGCCAUGGGACGCGUGUGUCACAGCAAGUAAAGUUCAAUCAAGAGGAGAAGCUGAUGAUGAAGAGCUUGUGGCUGACUCGCCCCUAUCUCCUACCAUUUCGAGAAACUCUGGAGAGUGGCUAGAGCAACGAGGCAUUCUCCGUACGAACUGCAUUGACUGCUUGGAUCGCACGAAUGUCAGCCAGUUCAGUGUUGGAAUGCGCGCACUAGGCCAGCAGCUGUAUGUGAUGGGAAUCAAGAACACGCCGCUCCUGGAAAGUCGUUCGCAGCUGGUUCUUGUCCUGAUGAAGCUGUAUUCGUUGAUGGGUGAUGCAAUCUCGAUGCAGUACGGUGGGUCGGAAGCUCACAAAAACGUGAAAAACAGCGCUACCCGGGAAAACGUCAAGCACCGCGAACUUCUUACAUCCAUUCGCCGCUACUACAGUAAUUCGUUUACAGACACAGCAAAGCAAGAUGCGAUCAAUAUUUUCCUCGGGCACUUUGUGCCUACAGAAGACUCGCCUCCGCUAUGGGAGCUAGAUUCCGACUACUACUUGCACAAUUUUGAGGUCCGAAAUGGCAUGGCUGCAUGCGAGAACGUCCGUCGCAACCUUGCUCUCCAUGCUGAAAAUAAAAGAAAAGCGUUUGGCGAACUGUACCGAAAACCCCCGAUGCAGCUAUCGUGCUGCUCAUCGUCGGAAGUUUUGGAAAAUGACAGCAACGACAGCGUCAGCGACGAACUUGUGCGCGAACGUGCUAUAGUUUCGGCGACUCGAGACCAGGCGAAGCGCGAUGUGUAUAUUCGCGAGUGUAGGCGAGUACUAGAUGACUGGUGGAAGGGGCCGUUGGAAGCAUUCGAGCAGCCAAAAUAUUGUCUGCCAUCGAUGGAGAAAUUGCCUUGUGUGCCUGACCUGGUUGAGCGAAGAGAGAGUAAACAAGAACUUAGCAAAGGCUUCGAUGAGUCGCUACAAACAUUGGUAGAUCACGAAAACACAUCACCCCGGUCUCCGUAUUCUGACGACUUUCUGCAUAUGUACCAUCCGGAAGAACUGACAACCUUUGACAAAGUGCUGGGGUACAAGUUCAUGCUUCCAAUGGAGAUUUCCGACGAGAUCAACGAAAGAGAAAAGCGGCGAUCUGACAAUGCUUUUGUAGCACAUUUGACAUCGGCUCCAUCGUCGUCGUCUAUAUCCGGCUUAGCACGCGGCGAUGAAGAAAGCGUCUCCGAUUAUGAGCAGGCGGCUCGACAAGGGCAAACGAUGAAGGGCACUCGAUCAUUUCGUAGCAUGAGCGCUCCUGACGUUGGAGAAGAUGUGAGGAACCGAUCGCAGUCCAAUCGAAAAGCGCGCAGUAGUGGGCGUGAGGAGAAGCAUGUCAGUUCAGACGAGCACACAAGUGCGAGUGGCUCUGGAUCCCAUCGUGCUUCCCGUUCUGCGUUAGCGGACGCCAUAAACAAGUGCGGGGGUCACGGGUCUGCAACUCUGAAGUCUAUGGUGAAACACAAAGACGAGCAGAUCAGCAUCGAAGACUACGUGCUAAGCAGGGGGCGUCGGAUGUUUGUCGGCAACUGCUCUGCACCUGCACCAGACCCUAUAUAUCAACAGUACGUGCUUGGAAAGGAGUCCCCGCAGAUAUGGGAAAAUGACAACGACGGUGUCAAGCUGUACUUCGAGGCGUACAUGCGAGACAAUCGCAUCAGCCCUGACGACGCGCGCGGCCUUCGUGAAGCACAGACUCGAGCUGGCGCGACCUUCACGCUCCAAACUGGUCCAUAUUCGGGACUAGAGCAGCAUGUGAAGGCACGAGUCUUGGUUGCGAAGAAGCUCAAGACCGACUUUGAAGAUCGAAAAAUGUUUGAAGAGUCUUUGGAUCUCAAGAAACUCGUGAAGACCGGUGAAGCGUCAGUACCUGUGGAGAGCCUGGAGUUGUACAAGACUUUUUUUGAUGAAGAGCUGCCGACGGUGGAGAUUUACCGACCUACAAAAGAAGCGACACCACCAGUAUCGAUGCUACGAAUGGCAGAUAAUUCGACACCGCCAGUGACAUCGGCGACAGCUCUCUCUUCCAAACUGGAUUCGCGUAUUGAGCAGUUAUCGCUGGACAAGAGGAGCCGUACUCGAUUCAGUGGCGGAGAGCUGAUCCCGGUGGGUCCUCUGUUCAAGAUGGAUGGCGGCAAAGACCGUGACUUUAUCGUUUUCAAUGAAGCGGCAGCAGAAAAUUCGUUCGGCGAGGUGACGCAAAACGAAACGGAGUUGUCGUUCUACUCGAAGUGA